Poeciliopsis prolifica (blackstripe livebearer) is the source of this 535-nucleotide messenger RNA. It is a transcript of the gene nkl.4, whose product is annotated as NK-lysin tandem duplicate 4. NCBI's taxonomy places the organism in Eukaryota, Metazoa, Chordata, Actinopteri, Cyprinodontiformes, Poeciliidae. The transcript is spliced from 5 exons. Gene Ontology annotation, biological process: defense response to bacterium; lipid metabolic process. The record is from RefSeq and is a predicted model, not a curated record. The coding region runs from base 4 to 447 and encodes 147 amino acids.
ACAAUGGAGAACCGCUCACUCCUCCUGCUGUGCAUCGCUGUGGCUUGUUCAAUCUGGAUGGUCCAGGGAAGAAGCCUGAAGGUCAGGAUCGAUGAUGAUGAUGAUGAGCUGGGAGAACCUGAUGUAGACGUACAACGGCUUCCAGGGAUGUGCUGGGGAUGCAAAUGGGCUUUGAACAAGUUGAAAAAACAACUUGGAUCAAAUUCCACCGUGGAGGCCAUUAAAGCAAAACUGAGAUCCGUCUGCGAUGGGAUUGGAAUACUGAAAUCACAGUGCCGUAAAUUUAUGAACGCACACCUUGGAGUCCUGAUUGAGGAGCUGACCACGACUGAUGACGUCAGAACGAUUUGCGUCAACGUUGGAGCGUGCAAGCCAAAGGAUCUGGAAAUGAUCUUCUAUCCAAACAAACAGGAAUUGCGACGCAUCGAGAUCAGUGAGGUCAACUGACAGCCAGACACAUAAAUGGAGCUUCAUGCAACUGAAAGCAUUCAAACGGCAAAUAAUGAGCUUUUCUUGGCUUCCUUUAACUAAAGCA